Aureobasidium musti is the source of this 1395-nucleotide messenger RNA. NCBI's taxonomy places the organism in Eukaryota, Fungi, Ascomycota, Dothideomycetes, Dothideales, Saccotheciaceae. The record is from the annotation of a GenBank genome assembly.
AUGGCAGAAAUCAAAGAGUACACCUUGAAGGAGGUGACUGAGCACAACACUGAGAAGGACCUCUGGAUCAUCAUCGAUGGCAAUGUCUACGACGUUACGAAAUAUACUCUGGAUCACCCUGGUGGUGUGGAAUCGCUGGUAGAGGUAGCUGGACAAGAUGCUACCACAGCCUUCGAAGACGUUGGUCAUUCCGACGAGGCUAGAGAGAUCAUGGAACCUUUCCUUAUUGGACGAUUGGCGGGGUUCACAAAGACAGCUCGCAAGCAGGCAGUCCAGAUCGUCCGCAAGGAAUCAGCUCCUACUCAAAGUCAUAUGCCUAGCAUCAAAACAUUGAGUACGGUUGGGGCCGCAAGUCUGCUUGCUGGUACAGCUACUGCAGUCGCCUACAGAAUCCAUGGUCGCAUUCACAUUCCUGGAGCUCACAAAUAUCUGCACAAGCUCAACCUUGACAAGCUCAACUUCUUGCAAUCCGACAAUGGUUUUCUCAAGGGCUUCUUACUGGCUAGUGUGUUCUCAGCAGCAUUUGGCGCAGGCUUCGCAUCCUACAUCUCAAAAAUCACAACUAUCCCUGGUGGAUUUGGGCGAACUCCGAUGUACAAGCGAGUUCCAAAGUUGCCUCUCAGACAUUACGUUGGUUUCUUGAAGAGCAAUGAAUUUCAGCCAUUGCCCUUGAAAUCAAAGCAAAUACUUCGCGGAACAGGACUCGUUCGUUUGACCUUCGAACUUCCAACUCCGACAACCAGACUUGGCCUGCCCAUCGGCCAGCACGUUGCCAUCCAGGCAAAGAUUGGAGAGCAAACAGUGACACGUUCAUACACACCAACUUCGAACGACACCGAUCUUGGCGAGCUGGUUCUCCUCAUUCGAAUCUACGACGAAGGUCUUCUGACUGGGCGAUACCUUGCGCAGCUCAAGGUCGGUGAUCAAGUACUUUUCCGUGGUCCGAAGGGUGCCAUGAAGUACAANAAGGGCUACGCCAAGAAGAUUGGCAUGGUUGCUGGCGGCACUGGAAUCACUCCUCAUUAUCAACUCAUCAGAAGUAUUUGUGAGGACAGGACCGAUACCACAGAAGUUUCAUUAGUGUAUGCAAACCGUACUGAGGACGACAUCUUGCUCAGAUCGGAGCUGGAUGCCUGGGCCAAAGCAUACCCUAAGAACCUCAAGGUACAUUACAUGCUCGACAACCCACCUGAAGGUUGGCAGUACGGUAGCGGUUUUGUUACAAAGGAUGUUCUCGAACAGCACAUGCCUGCUCCUUCAUCUGAUGGUUCUUCAAAGAUUCUCCUUUGCGGCCCGCCUGGGAUGAUCAACGCCACGAAGAACAACUUGGUUGAUCUGGGCUGGAAGAAGCCUGGUGCAGUUGGCAAGAUGACCGACGACAUUUUCACCUUCUGA